Ahaetulla prasina is the source of this 1174-nucleotide messenger RNA. It is a transcript of the gene NME4, whose product is annotated as NME/NM23 nucleoside diphosphate kinase 4. The record is from RefSeq and is a predicted model, not a curated record. Gene Ontology annotation, biological process: CTP biosynthetic process; GTP biosynthetic process; UTP biosynthetic process. The transcript has 7 exons. Lineage: Eukaryota; Metazoa; Chordata; Lepidosauria; Squamata; Colubridae. The coding region runs from base 75 to 905 and encodes 276 amino acids. Gene Ontology annotation, molecular function: nucleoside diphosphate kinase activity.
CCGAAGCAGCGGCCCCCGAGGCUAUAAACCGGCCGGCCCCCCUCUUGCCCGGCUCGGCAGGGAGGCAGGCAGGCAUGGGGGUGCUGCAGCGCUGCCUGGCGCGGGGACAUUGGCGCUUGGGGAGCCUCCAGCCGCUGGCCGCUGCGCCCUGCCUUCGCCUUCCCGGAGCGCGGCUAUACGGCUUGGGCGUAGCUGAGCUGCAGGAGCGCACGUUGAUCGCAGUGAAGCCGGACGGAGUCCAGAGGAGGUUGGUGGGAGACGUCAUCAAACGCUUUGAGAAACGGGGAUUUAAACUGGUGGGACUCAAGUUGCUCCAGGCCACCGAAGGGAUCCUUGCUGAUCAUUACCACGAGCUACGCCGGAAGCCGUUUUACCAUGAUCUGCUUCAGUACAUGACCUCUGGGCCUGUCGUUGCCAUGCCCUUUCUUUGCUUGGCAGGCGUAGCUGAGCUGCAGGAGCGCACGUUGAUCGCAGUGAAGCCGGACGGAGUCCAGAGGAGGUUGGUGGGAGACGUCAUCAAACGCUUUGAGAAACGGGGAUUUAAACUGGUGGGACUCAAGUUGCUCCAGGCCACCGAAGGGAUCCUUGCUGAUCAUUACCACGAGCUACGCCGGAAGCCAUUUUACCACGAUCUGCUUCAGUACAUGACCUCUGGGCCUGUCGUUGCCAUGGUGUGGGAAGGUUAUAACGUUGUCAAGACUUCCAGGGCCAUGGUGGGAGAGACCAAUCCGGUUGAAGCCAAGCCAGGCACUGUCCGGGGUGAUUUCAGUGUCCACGUUAGCAGGAACGUCGUCCAUGCCAGCGACUCGGUGGAGACGGCGCAGCGAGAAAUCAGUCUUUGGUUUCGCAGCAACGAGCUGAUCAGCUGGGAUUGUUGUGAUCAUAAGGUCAUGUAUGAACCAUGACGUGGCCUCUCCCAUUUCCGGACAUGGGAUCUACUACCUCGGGCUCACUCACUUGUUGCCUUCCUGGAAGAUCGGGUGUUUUUCAGCCUGUUUUUUCAUCCCAGAUUUCAAUCUUGGUGGUCUUUGAGAGGAGGCGAACCACGUGCCAAGACUUUGCUCAAGGCAGAAGACUGUGUCAGGUCUCUUCCAAUGCCCAUUUUGCCAACUAUCCAGGACCGUGCUGUUAUUUUCGGAGUAUGGUUCUUCAUGGGAUAUUCAUUAAAAAGAAG